Messenger RNA from Penicillium egyptiacum, 801 nucleotides. The record is from the annotation of a GenBank genome assembly. Lineage: Eukaryota; Fungi; Ascomycota; Eurotiomycetes; Eurotiales; Aspergillaceae.
AUGUUUCAACUGCUUUCUGUCAUAGCAGCUGUGCUUACCCUAGGCUCAACUGUCAUAUCGACCGGCCUACUAGUACCACUAUACGCCUGGCCCGGCAUAGACGCGUGGAAUACCAUCUACGACUCAAUCGCAGCCCAUCCAUCAAUCCCAUUCUACCUGAUCAUCAACCCAUCCACGGGCCCCGGUAACACCGAGUAUCCAGAAGACGUCUUCAUAACCGCCAUCGCUAAGCUAAACAGCUAUUCCAACGCUAAAGUACUGGGCUACACCUACACGAAACAAGGUACGCGAGCAAGCUCCGAAGUCGAAAAGGACAUCGCUACCUACGCCAAAUGGGCCACAUACGCAGGGCAGAAUAUCCGUCUCUCCGGCAUCUUCUUCGACGAGGCACCGAACGGCGAAGAUCCGAGCAAGCUCGCCUAUUUCCAGAACCUCUCUCGGAAAUCUAAAAGCAGCAACUUGAGUAUCGUUGUCUCCAACCCUGGUGUCAAGCUCGUGGCUGAUGUUGCGGAGUGGUUCGCUGCGGCAGACUUUAUUGUCGAGUAUGAGAAUACUUAUGCUAAUUGGGUAGCUCGGGCUCCGGAUGAACACUUCUCGACGUCUGAUCACUAUGGAAAGGAUGCCAUUAUCUUGAAUCAGACGCCUGAGGGUGCCGAUAUUGAUAAUGUUGUUCGGUUGGCGAAGGAUAUGGGGCUCGGUGCUAUUUAUCUGGCUUCCGAUGAUAAUUAUAUGAGUCUCACGACUGUGCCUAAAGUUGCUGUUGCUGUCGCGCAAAGCCAGAAUGCUAGGCGCAUUGUGUGA